AGUUUGCAAUAAUUUCUUUUUUUUUGUAGCAAGUUCUUUGGGAGUAUAUCUGAUCAACGUGCCAAUCGUGUUGUAUAAUCUUAUUUUGUCAGACGAAGGGAGAGAAGUAAUUCAAUCUAUAGACGGCCAAACGUGAUUUACAACUGGACUGCGCCAUGAACUACGAUUAUCUAACUGCGGAGCAGAAGCAACAGCUUCAAUACCAACAACAACAGCAACAACAUCAACAGGAACAGCAGCAGCAACAACAACAACAUAUACUUCAACACGAACAAGGACUCUUUAAGCAACAAGUUCCAAAUCUUCUGUACGGAAAUCAACAACAAAAACAACAACAACAACCAUCGAAUUAUGAUGAUAGUUAUAUGGAUGAAGACACCACAGUAGAUCAUAUUAAUCAAUAUGCUGGCUCUCCAACAAUGGAAAAUACUUCGUACCAGAAGUCUCCUGCAUUUGCUUCAUCCAGUAAGUUUAGUUUCCAGAGCUCAUUGGGUAGUAGUCCUUCAAGAAUGGGAGGUCCUCAAUCCGGUGGGUAUGGAAACUUCCAAUCCAUUGAUUCUCAAAAUUCAUUGAACUUUACUCCACCCACUGCCAAUUCUCAAAACAUGAUGUCUAAUUUUACUCAAUUAAGUAAUAUCAGCAAUACAAAUUUGUCGGAAAUAAGUAAUACCACUUCCAAUUUCUCAAGUUCUCAUCCACAGGGAGAACUUGCGGGAGUCAUGCCCCCAAUAAGAAGAAACGGAGAAGGGAUUUAUGGCGACGCAAAUGCAAGUACACAUAGCUUGGGAGGAGGCGAGAGUCAAGAACAUUAUAGACAAGAACAACAGAAGGCUCAAGAGCUCGCACAACAGCAAGCACAGCAACAAGCACAGCAGCAAGCUCAACAACAGGCACAACUAGCACAGCAGCAAGCACAGCAAAAAGCUCAACAACAUGCUCAACAACAAGCUCAACAACAUGCUCAACAACAAGCUCAACAACAAGCUCAACAACAAGCUCAGCAACAAGCUGAACAACAUGCUCAACAACAGGCACAGCUAGCCCAACAACAGGCACAACAACAAGCAAAACAACUCCAUGCACAACAAUUAGCUCAACAGAGUCAAUCACAACAGCACCCUUCAAACGGUAGUCAGGUACCUACCAAAAACAAUUAUGUAUAUUUUGACCGUAAUCCGGACGUAUUGAGUAAAUUUUCACAAGAUAAAGCCUCAGGAAUGAAGUUAAAAUUGGAAAAUUAUUAUCAAAUGUCCGUUUCUCAUGCUAUUGAAAGAAACCAAAGAAGAUUAGAUUUGGAACAUAAAUUAACAGUUGAAGACGCUGGAUCAUCUGAAGAACGCAAAAAUAGACAAUUACAAAACUUGGGUAAGAAGGAAUCUCAAUUUUUAAGACUUCGAAGAACAAAGCUUGCAUUAGAAGAUUUUAAUACUGUCAAAGUUAUUGGUAAAGGUGCAUUUGGGGAGGUUCGUUUAGUACAAAAGAAGGAUACCGGGAAAAUCUAUGCUAUGAAGACCUUAUUAAAAUCUGAGAUGUACAAGAAAGAUCAAUUGGCACAUGUUAAGGCUGAAAGAGAUGUUUUGGCAGGCUCUGAUUCUCCAUGGGUAGUUUCCUUAUACUAUUCUUUCCAAGAUGCACAAUAUUUGUAUUUAAUUAUGGAAUUUUUACCUGGAGGUGAUUUAAUGACAAUGUUGAUCAGAUGGCAAAUUUUCACCGAAGAUAUCACAAGGUUUUACAUGGCAGAAUGUGUAUUAGCAAUUGAAGCCAUUCAUAAACUAGGUUUUAUUCAUAGAGAUAUCAAACCUGAUAAUAUUCUUAUUGAUAUACGAGGACACAUUAAACUCUCCGAUUUUGGACUUUCAACAGGGUUUCAUAAGACUCAUGAUUCAAAUUAUUAUCGUAAACUUUUAGAAAAGGAGCCACCUCAAUCAAACAAUAAUCAUUUAUCUCCAGCAGCUGCUGGUGGAGCUAACAAUGGGAGAAACUCUAUGAUGGUAGAUGCAAUUCAUUUGACUAUGUCAAAUAGACAACAGAUGCAAACAUGGAGAAAAUCAAGAAGAUUGAUGGCAUACUCCACCGUUGGUACACCAGAUUAUAUUGCACCAGAAAUCUUUAUACAUCAAGGUUAUGGUCAAGAGUGUGAUUGGUGGUCACUUGGUGCCAUUAUGUUUGAAUGUCUUGUUGGAUGGCCACCAUUUUGCUCUGAAACACCACAUGAAACUUAUAGAAAGAUUUUAAAUUGGCAAGAAUCCUUACAAUUUCCUGAAGAUAUUCAUCUUUCUCCAGAAUCAGAGGAUUUGAUUCGAAGCCUUUUAAGCAGUGCUGAAAAUAGGCUUGGAAGAUAUGGAGGAGCAGAUGAAAUCAAACAACAUCCUUUCUUCAGAGGGGUGGAUUGGGAAACGAUUCGAAAAGUUGAUGCUCCAUUUAUUCCAAAAUUGAGAUCCAUUACUGAUACACGUUUCUUCCCAACUGACGAACUUGAGAAUGUUCCUGAUGCUCCUGCUUUAACUCAAGCAGCAGAACAAAGAGAACAACUCAUGAAAAAUGGUGGAAAUGCCAAGGAAGAUCUUCCUUUUAUUGGUUACACAUAUUCUCGGUUCGACUAUCUUACUAGAAAGAAUGCGUUAUAGGAUUAUUGAAAGUAAGUUUAAGCAGAGAAAAUACAAAAGAAAAAU
[Candida] anglica is the source of this 2672-nucleotide messenger RNA. NCBI's taxonomy places the organism in Eukaryota, Fungi, Ascomycota, Pichiomycetes, Serinales, Debaryomycetaceae. The record is from the annotation of a GenBank genome assembly.